Bufo gargarizans (Asiatic toad) is the source of this 4398-nucleotide messenger RNA. RefSeq names its product myotubularin related protein 3 (gene MTMR3). NCBI's taxonomy places the organism in Eukaryota, Metazoa, Chordata, Amphibia, Anura, Bufonidae. The record is from RefSeq and is a predicted model, not a curated record. Gene Ontology annotation, biological process: dephosphorylation; regulation of autophagy. The transcript has 21 exons. Gene Ontology annotation, molecular function: phosphatidylinositol-3,5-bisphosphate 3-phosphatase activity; metal ion binding; protein phosphatase binding. The coding region runs from base 256 to 3777 and encodes 1173 amino acids.
UGUUGUUGUGGUUGUGAGGAGGAAGGAAGAACCCUGAGCUCGGACUGACAGCAACCGACAACGGGGAGGGGGGGGCGAGACAGCUGACACCGGGGACAUUAUCCCUCAGAGCCGCACGGUCCUGGGGUAAAAUGUAUUAAAGGAAAUAGUUUCCCAUCAGGCGGACAUUUUUGCAGGAGAAAUUCUGUGUGGUGGAGAGGCCUCAGGGAAGAGCAGUCAUCCACCAUUGCUUUCCAUAUCUGUCCUGGAUAAAACAUGGAUGAAGAAAGUCAAAGUAGUCUUGAGUGUAUCCAAGCAAAUCAGAUUUUUCCUCGCAAGCAGCUGAUCCGUGAAGAUGAAAAUCUUCAGGUUCCUUUCCAAGAGCUGCAUGGAGAGAGCACAGAAUUUGUGGGUCGAGCAGAGGAUGCCGUCAUUUCUCUCUCCAAUUAUCGUCUGAACAUCAAAUUUAAGGAGUCCUCUAACAAUGUUCCACUGCAGCUGAUAGAAUCUGUAGAAUGUCGUGAUCUCUUUCAGCUCCAUUUGACCUGCAAGGAUUGCAAAGUAAUUAGGUGUCAGUUUUUCAACUUUGAACAGGUUCAGGAAUGGCAGAAACGUCUCAAUGCUGCACUGCGUCCACCCAGUCGUAUAGAAGAUCUCUUCUCUUUUGCUUACCAUGCUUGGUGCAUGGAGGUUUAUGCCAGUGAAAAAGAGCAGCACGGAGACCUGUGUCGACCAGGUGAUCAUGUGAUCUCACGCUUCAAGAAUGAAGUGGAACGGAUGGGGUUCGACAUGGAUAAUGCUUGGAGAAUCUCUAACAUCAAUGAAAAAUUUAGACUGUGUUCUAGCUAUCCACAAGAACUGAUUGUUCCAGCAUGGAUAACAGACCCAGAACUGGAGAGCGUUGCCAGUUUUCGCGCUUGGAAACGUAUUCCCGCUGUGGUGUACAGGCACCAGAAUAACGGAGCUGUUAUUGCCCGCUGUGGACAGCCUGAGGUUAGUUGGUGGGGAUGGAGGAAUGCAGAUGAUGAGAACCUUGUUCAAUCCAUAGCCAAGUCCUGUGCAAUUGACAGUAGUAGAAGCAGUUCAGGGAAAUUGUCCAACGGCUCGUGUUCUCGUAGCCAUAUGAAUGGAGGAGUGCUUACUGAUAUUGAUUUUGAUUCCUCCUUGUCUAAUGUACCUCCAUCUUCUGAGAGCCAGCCUCAAAAGCUAUUAAUUCUUGAUGCGCGGUCUUAUGCUGCUGCAGUGGCUAACCGUGCCAAAGGUGGAGGCUGUGAAUGCCCUGAGUAUUAUCCGAACUGUGAAGUUGUGUUUAUGGGAAUGGCUAAUAUACACUCUAUCCGCAAGAGCUUCCAGUCCUUACGGCUCCUAUGCACUCAGAUGCCAGACCCAGCUAAUUGGCUGUCUGCCCUGGAAGGAACAAAGUGGCUACAACACCUCUCUAUGCUGCUGAAGUCCUCUUUGCUGGUAGUGCAUGCGUUGGAUCGUGAUCAGCGACCUGUUCUUGUGCACUGCUCAGACGGAUGGGACCGCACUCCACAAAUUGUUGCUCUCUCCAAGCUCCUGUUGGAUCCGUAUUACAGGAGCAUUGAGGGUUUCCAAGUUUUGGUGGAGACAGAGUGGUUGGACUUUGGGCACAAGUUUGCCGAUCGUUGUGGGCAUGGGGAAAACUCUGAAGACCUGAAUGAGCGCUGUCCGGUCUUCCUGCAGUGGCUAGACUGUGUUCACCAGUUACAGAGACAAUUUCCUUGUUCCUUUGAGUUCAAUGAGGCUUUCCUGGUGAAAUUGGUGCAGCACACUUACUCCUGUUUGUUUGGGACAUUUCUUUGUAAUAACGCCAAGGAAAGAAGUGAAAAACACAUUCAGGAGCGGACAUGCUCAGUUUGGUCACUGCUAAGAGCUGGGAACCGUUCCUUCAAGAACUUGCUGUAUUCCUCUCAAUCAGAAAGUGUGCUGUAUCCUGUGUGCCACGUUCGCAAUCUAAUGUUGUGGAGUGCGGUCUACCUCCCAGGCUCUUCCCCAUCCACACCUAGUGAAGAAUCCUGUACCCCAUACCCAGCACCUGGAUCCGCUGGGGAGGAGCCACCUCUGUGCAGGUUACCCAAGACUCGAUCCUAUGAUGAUCUCCCAACUGCUUGUGACAUAAGUGUACCCUGUGUGAAUAGGCGCAGCAGUGACCCCAGUCUAAAUGAGAAGUGGCAGGAGCAUCGGCGCUCUUUGGAACUGAAUGGCUUGGCAAAUUCUGCAGAAGAGUGCCAAGAAGGAGAGCGACUACUACCGGGGGCUCAGCUAUCCAUGGCAGCUGGCGUUGGCGAAGGGCAAAUAGAAAACAUACUGCAAGAAGCCAGCAAAGAGGAGGGGGGUGGAGAAGAGCAGAAUGCAAAAUUUGUUAAUGGGGAAAAAGAGGCUAAGGUUGAACAAACUGAAAAAACACGGGACCCUGAAAAAACUGUGGGAGACGAGGAGGAGGAAUCUUCUAUGAAUAGUAGUGCAUCGAAGAGUGACAACGCAGGGAAAACCAAUGGAGAAGAGGAAGACACAAACCCUGCCGUUGGACAGUUAUGUACACAUUUAGACCAAGCACCUUUCGAAGCUGAUAUUUCCAACCAGUCUGAAGAAAAGGAAGUCUCUGUCAUGGUGUGUGAGGGGGAAGUGAGUCAGGUUAUUAGAGAACAGUGUUCUGAUGCCUCUGAGCUAGAGGAAAGUGAAAAGCAUGAUUUGGACUUAUUAAACGGGGAAAUUCAAUGCUGUCCAGGUUCUGAAUUCUCACAGAAACUGUCACCACAUCUUGUCCUUGAAGGCUCAACAGAAACUUUGGUCGAUGAUCAUUCAGAAUCAUGGCCAUGCAAACUAGACCAUGUGACGGCAGCAAAUGAACUUUCACUGAAAUCCGAGCAUGUGUCAGAUGAGGGCAUAAUUAUGACUGGUUUGAAAGGGUUUCAAAACCAUAAUGAAAGGACGCAUUCUUCUUAUCCCCAUAUUCAUAGUGCCUUUCCCCCUACUGAAUGCAACACACAAAAUGUGUGCAAUAGGGACCAAUCUUCCCCUCCCGUUGUUGUUGAUGGACCAUGUCUUAGUGUGGACAAUCGUCGGGGGAAGCAGAUACUCUCAAGGCAGAACUCUAGUUCAAACAACCCCCAGGUUAAUCUCAGAAACUUCCUACACAAGUGCCCCCUGCACAGUUGUGGAAGACACCGGAUUGGGAGUUCCCCAGAGCAGCCAGCCCGCAAUCAUCUGGAUGACGAUGGGAUGCCUUUGUAUGUGGAUGCCAUCCAGCAGAGAUUGAGGCAGAUGGAAAGUGGUCAUCAGCAGGAAGUGGAAACUUUAAAAAAGCAAGUGCAAGAGCUGCGCUGUCGACUUGAAAGCCAUUUGCAUAACGGCCCUCUACGUUUCAGUGGAGAUUUUACAGAUGAGGUGACCUCCAUUCCUGACUCAGAAAGCAACAGAGACCCUAGCUGUUUGUCAGGCUGCAGUACAGAACUCUUCUCAGAAGCCAGCUGGGAGCAGGUGGACAAGCGGGACACAGAGGUGACAAGAUGGCUUCCAGACCAUUUAGCAGCUAACUGUUACAACUGUGAUGGCAAGUUCUGGUUGGCGAGCAGAAAACACCAUUGUAGGAAUGCAGGAGCCGGUGCCGAAACGUGGAAUUGUGGAAAUGUUUUCUGUUCGAGCUGCUGCAACCAGAAGGUUCCUGUUCCAAGUCAGCAACUGUUUGAGCCCAACCGUGUGUGCAAGUCCUGUUACAACAAUCUUCACUCCAGCAUGGAACUGGACAACCCAAUCACAGCUUCUUCUAACUAGGCAAUCAUCCUUCCAGAUUGGUAGAGCAAGAAGACAGAUGACCUCUCCGAAUCUGUUGGAAGAACAAGCUAUUGAAGAUGGAAUACUAAGACAAAGCCAUCUUCUUUUUCUAUUGACUGUUCUCUUUUUUUUUUUAUUUCUGCAUACUACAUACUUUAUUUUCUGUCUUAUGUAGGAGCAGCGUUUGUGCUUGGUGGGGUGAGACAUCACGGAAUCUGCGCUUUCAUAUCUGCUUUGAAAGCUGCAGGAGCUCAGUGUAUAUGAAAGGACAGUUGAGGCCUCUGUUAACACCAUGGGUAAUAUGUAACAUGAACCCAAUAGGGGGCAUGCAGUUAUGCAUAUUGUGAAGGAAUGUCACACUAAGUAUGAUACCAAGGUGCCCAAAUCUUUUAUUAAAUGUAUCUCUACUUAGCCACAAGAUGCUGAUUCAGUAAGGAGAAGAGCCUGAAAUUGCAUCUGUGUCAAGGUAUUCUCCAUCUGUCAGUAUAGUUCUAGCCUAACCCCAGUCUGUGAUGUCUAGUUCAGGCCUCUGUUUGUCAGGCUCUGGGAAGCAGUACUAGGCUCAUAUGUAACUGUAUGUACUGUAGACAUUGUAUGACAAAUACAAUUGACCAAGCUUAU